Messenger RNA from Dermacentor silvarum, 589 nucleotides. RefSeq lists its product as uncharacterized. Bases 155 to 589 code for a protein of 144 amino acids. The transcript is spliced from 3 exons. Lineage: Eukaryota; Metazoa; Arthropoda; Arachnida; Ixodida; Ixodidae. The record is from RefSeq and is a predicted model, not a curated record.
GCAGUUCAAGUUUGCACUUACAACUGGUGUGGACGUACCAACACAGCAGUUAACCACGGCUGUACCGCCGUCAUCAACAGAAGUGAGCUCACCGCCACAGAAACCAUUAGCAGUGACAGAGGAAACCGUCAACUUUACAGGAUACCCAGAUGAAAUGAGGUAUCCUCCAUCUCCUGAGCUGCUUCCUGAUGGUGAGGAAUUGUAUCGCUAUGCGGACGUUGACGUGAGACGUUCUAUGAUGCCUAGUGAACUUGUACGAGAGAUCGUGGAAGCCAGGGUCUUAUAUUCAACAGGACUGCUGACCCUGAAAGGCUUUCGUAAGCUCAAGUCCCAGCUGAUUGAGCAGUAUGUAAGAAAUGCCACCUUGGUGGGAGAUCAGGAGGUUGACCUCGUCUUCCGGCAAAAGGCGGCUACGAAUGCUGCUGCAGUCAACGAAACCAUGUCACGGCCGCCUCAACGUGCACUGCUCGGCCUUCGGGAAGGCUGGCUGCCGUGGGAAAAGCAGAACCUGUUUGGUUCCUUGAUGAAGGUGAGGGCGACUGGCAUCUUCAGCAGCGUGUGCGUAUUUAACUGUGACAUUCGAAGUUGA